UAAGGCAGUUUCAGUUUCGGUUUUCUAUCUCCACAACUGGGUGGGUGCAAUAUCCUGUUUGAUUCCUCUUUCUAAAGAAUAGAACUUUGGAGAAAGCCAGACGCAGCAGCAAGCUUAAGAGUGCUGAGCCAGGGUAGCUGAGACUCGUCCCUUGCAGUCAGGUUACCAUAACAUCUAGUGCCAGCAUGGAGGCUCCUAUCUGCCUAGUGGAAAAUGAGAAUCAAGAGCUGAGAGUGAAUCCCGAAGCACUAAACAUUCUUGAGAAAAUUACUCAGCCUGUGGUGGUGGUGGCCAUUGUAGGACUGUACCGUACAGGGAAGUCCUACCUGAUGAACCGCUUGGCAGGACAGAACCACGGCUUCAAUCUGGGCACCACAGUGAGGUCUGAAACUAAGGGCAUCUGGAUGUGGUGUGUGCCUCACCCCACCAAGUCAAAGUUCACCCUUGUGCUUCUCGACACAGAGGGUCUAGGUGAUGUGGAAAAGGGUGACUCUAAGAAUGACUCGUGGAUCUUCGCCCUGGCUGUGCUCCUAAGCAGCACCUUUGUCUACAACAGCAUGAACACCAUCAACCACCAGGCCCUGGAGCAGCUGCACUAUGUGACUGAACUGACCGAGCUGAUCAGAACAAAAUCCUCUUCACAAUCUGAAGAAAUGGAUGAUUCUGAUGAGUUUGUGAGCUUCUUUCCGGACUUUGUCUGGACUGUUCGGGAUUUCACUCUGGAGCUGAAGUUAGAUGGACGCGCCAUCACAGCGGAUGAGUACCUGGAGAAUGCCCUGAAGCUGAUUCCAGGCAGGGGUCUCAAAGCCCGAAAUGCUAACAUGCCUAGAGAAUGCAUCAGGCAUUUCUUUCCACAACGGAAAUGUUUUGUCUUUGAUCGACCUACAAAAGAGAAAGAACUCUUAGUCCAUGUUGAGGAAAUACCAGAAGACGAGUUGGAUCCCAAUUUCCAAGCGCAAUCGAAAGUAUUCUGCUCUUACAUCUUCUCCAAUUCCAAGGCCAAGACCUUGAAAGAGGGAAUCAUUGUCAAUGGAAACAGACUGGCAACUCUGGUGACGACCUAUGUGGAUGCCAUCAAUAGUGGAGCAGUGCCUUGCUUGGAGAAUGCAGUGACCACUCUGGCCCAGCGUGAGAACUUCAUAGCUGUGCAGAAGGCAACUGACCACUACACUGAACGGAUGGCCCAGCUAGUGAGGCUCCCCACAAACACACUCCAGGAUCUGCUCAAUGUGCACACAGCCUGUGAGAAGGAAGCCAUUGCUGUCUUUAUGGAGCACUCCUUCAAGGAUGAAAAUCAGCAGUUCCAGAAGAAGCUGGUGGUUGCCAUAGAGGAACAUAAGGAAGAUUUCCUUCGACAGAAUGAAGAAGCAUCUCUCAGUUACUGCCAGGCUGAGCUGGAGAAGCUUGCAGAGCACCUGAGGGAGAACAUCUCACGUGGAGCUUUCUCUGUUCCUGGUGGACACAGACUCUACUUAGAGGCCAGGAAGAAUGUGGAGCAGGAAUAUGAGCGAGUGCCCAGGAAGGGAGUGAAGGCAAAUCAUGUCCUUCAAAGCUUUCUACAGUCACAGGUUACCAUAGAGGACUUCAUCCUGCAAUCAGACAAAGCCCUCACUGAUGGGCAGAAGGCCAUGGAAGCUGAGCGGGCUCAGAAGGAGGCAGCGGAACAAGAGCAGGAGCUACUAAGACAGAAACAGAAAGAACUGCAGCAAGUGAUGGAAUCUCAAGAGAGAAGCUACAAGGAAAAUAUGGACCAACUACACGAGAAGAUGGAGAUCGAAAGGAAGAACCUUUUGAGAGAGCAAGAGGAGAUGCUAGCACACAAGUUGAAGGUCCAAGAAGACAUGCUUAAAGAGGGAUUUAAAACAAAAUAUGAGGCACUGGGUGAUGAGAUAAGCCUACUACAAAAUGUGAUUAAAAAAAAUCAGAAUCUGAAUAGCUCAUUAGCUGCACAAGUCUUCGAUGGGUUUGGAAAUGUGCUAAUUUCAGUAUUGCCUGGUGCUGGUAAGUUAUUUGGUUUAGGGCUGAAAAUUGUAAGCAGUCAAAUGAAAAAGCCAAAGAGUUCUUCUUAGAAAACUGUAGGUAAGGUGUCUUUAUUCCUGAGAAUUAAUUUUGAACUCUUUGUCAUGUUAACUUCAUUUAUUAAGUUUCAAAAACCAAGAAUAUACAUAAGUCACUGUCCACAAAUUGAUGUCAAGUCCCCAUUGCUGAAGACAAUACCUACAUAACUCAACUCAUUGAACAUGGAGAAGUCAAGCUGGUGCCCAUAGAACCUUCACCCCACAUGCUAACAUCUUUGGUACAGGGAUACACUCUGCAUGCUACCAAAGAAAAACAAACAUCAAUCAGCCACAAAUCCUUUGAUCUAUAAGAGUGUCCUGCCUGCAAAGUAUGGUAGUACAGUGGAGACACAAAACUUAGGAGUAACCAGCCAAUCUCUGAUCUGACUUUAAGGUCCACUCCACAGAAUGAAUCUUAUAACUGCUAGUGCGACCAAGAACCAGAGAGUAAAACCAAAUACUACUUUCCUAUACAUUUCACCCCAAAAGUAGCAAUAAAAUGACACCUAAUGUCAUUCUGCUCUACUCAUAAAUCAGGGCCUUGCUCAGCCAUCAUUAGAAAUGUUUCCUCCUGUAGCAUAUAGAAAUAAGUACAGAGACCCAUGUGAUGUGGGAGUCCCCUCUGUGUGCUGUGAUUACCAUUAAUGAAUAAAGAAACUGCUUUGGACUUAUAGCAAGGUAGAACUUAAGUAGGCAGAGAAAACUGGACUGAAUGCUGGGAGAAGGAAGCCAGAUAGAGAGAUGCCAUGGAGCUGACAGAUUACUACAUGCUGAAACUUUAGCUGACGAGCCACAGCCACCUGGCAAUACACAGAUUAAUAGAAAUGUGUUAAAUUAAAAUGUAAGAGUUAUCCAAUAAGAAGCUAGAGCUAAUAGGCCAAGUAGUGAUUUAAUGAACACAGUUUCUGUGUGAUUAUUUUGGGGCUAAGCUAGCCGGGCAGCUUGGAACUGGGCUGUGGAAACAAACAAGUGGUUCCUUGCAACAGCUGGUGUUCCAAAGUGGUGGAGCAAAAUCCAUGUAAAAUCUAAAAAGCUUAAAAUGGACAAAAGAACAGAGUCAAGCAUGGUUUGGUAGAGGCAUUUUCUUGAGUGAGUUCUGUUUGCUAGAGGUGGGCAGAGGCAUGGCUCCUUUAAUAGAGAUUUUCCUGAUUUAGCCAUAGCAGAAAAAAAGCUGCGUGGUUUUAAAACAUGGCUUCCUGGACUAUGGUGCCAGGUCAAACUCUGGCUAUGGAGCAUUUGAAUGGCAUUUGUGGGCUUGAGUAUUUGUGUGCCCACUUGGAGUUGGGAGGAAAGUAGCUGAGACCUUGCCCACAGCAUAGCACUCCUUGCCUGGGCAGGCGGCAAGAUCGGUCUACUAGGUGUGCACCAGCAGAAGAGCAUGGCAAAUUCCUGCUUCCAUACACAGAGGUAUUUCCAGGUUGCUCAGUACUCUACAUGGCAGAUUUAGCUAUUACUCAGAUAAAAAGGGUUUGUGUGCUGCAUGCUCAUUCUCAGGGUUAAAGUGCUGAGCCCCAGAGCCUCCACCGUUUUAAAAUGGGAGAGAGGUGGAGCCAGCAUCCAGAGCAGCUGCAACCAAGCUGCUUAUCAUUUUAAAAGCUCUUCAAGACAGUAAAGAAUUACAGAUAAUGCAAUAAGGACAGAUUCAGACAUAAAAGAACUCUAAAUGGGUCACAGUUUUGGGAAAAUGUAUAUAGGCCUGGAAGAGGGAAGAAAAAGAGUAUAGAGAGUUGGAAAAGAAGUAAACCUUUUUUUUUUUAAAAAAAAGACUAUAAAGAGACAAAGCAAAGACAGUCAUAGAUUAAAAGGAGUAAAGAAAAAUAAGCCAAGACAGAGAGUCUGGAUUAUGUAUAUCAUUAUGUUUUCUUUGAAAUUUUGACUGUGAAGGAGCUAAGUACACAGAGACAUUUUAUUGUAUGGGCUGCUAAGCUAAACCAGCAUAUAUAUUAUAAAGGUAACAUGACUUCCAAAUUUG
Alexandromys fortis (reed vole) is the source of this 4029-nucleotide messenger RNA. RefSeq names its product guanylate-binding protein 4-like. NCBI's taxonomy places the organism in Eukaryota, Metazoa, Chordata, Mammalia, Rodentia, Cricetidae. The record is from RefSeq and is a predicted model, not a curated record. Bases 186 to 2069 code for a protein of 627 amino acids. Gene Ontology annotation, molecular function: GTPase activity; GTP binding. The transcript has 11 exons.